Molecule: messenger RNA, 4173 nt
Organism: Mesocricetus auratus (golden hamster)
Lineage: Eukaryota; Metazoa; Chordata; Mammalia; Rodentia; Cricetidae
Gene: Hapln3
Product: hyaluronan and proteoglycan link protein 3
Exons: 5
Coding region: 2448-3527 (359 amino acids)
Biological process (GO): cell adhesion
Molecular function (GO): hyaluronic acid binding
Source: RefSeq, a predicted model, not a curated record
CCCUGGGAGAUAGGUGGCUCCUGUGAAUGCCCCCUGCUCCUUCCCGCACUAAGAAGGUGUGGCUUCUCCUUUGACAGUCUCCAUUCUCGUUGCCUGGAGAAGUUUUUAGAAAGGCAACAUACCUGGCUUUCAGAGAACAAGGGCCCUGGUGGGCUCAGCAGGGAGCAGUGUGGACCGGAAGGAAGGGGGAAGGUCGCCAGGUCGCCAGACAGGAUUGUGGUCAAGAGCAUGCCACUUCCCAGAAGCCACUGGUUGGGGGAGGGGGGGCACUCUGCUCUGCUUUGCAUGUGGCCAGAAGGAGCUGUGCUGGCCCGUGCCCUGGUCAUCUGGGGGACGUGUCUGGCUGGCUGGGAAAGGUUAAUGAAACCACCCCGUGUCCCAGCCAAGCUUCAGGGGCUGUGCUAUGGCUCCCAUGGGGAGCAGGAGGGAGCUACUAACAGUAGGUGUAUCUGGAAGCACACCAGAGACUCACCGGGAAGUGCUUCUGAGAGCGGCCCACUGUUGCCAGGACUUGUGGGUAGGGCAGAGUAAGAGACAUCGUGGUGUCCUCCCCAUGAUAGAGGGACGGGAGACUGCUCAGCCCCGAAGGGAGGGCAUCUCGGCCUGCACCAGUUGCCUGAGUGUUUCACUGGACUUGUGUGGAUUGAAUUCAGAAUCUAGUCUUGUCGGCCUCAGUCCUCCCUCCUCAGGGCGCCACCCCACUCCCUGCUCUGGCCUUCCCUGGGGACCAGCUGGCCAUGGGAGAAGCAUCCUUUCUGACACACUGCUUGGGAUGACUUUGUCUCCUGGGAACUCACCUGGCUCAGACCACACAGCCAUUUCUGUGGGUCAGUCUUCUUGGCUGGGCUGCUGGGCAGGUGGGCAGAUGGUAGCACAAGCGCCCCCACCUGGUGUGGAAGAGUAGUGUCGCCCAAGCUUCUCGCUUGGUGCCUUCUCCUUUCUGUGUAGUGUUGGCCACAGCCUUAAGAGAGCCUGCCUUCUGGGAUCCUAGUCUAGAUUUCCUCACUUGGAGUUUGGUUUUCUUUUCCUUUCCCGUCUGCACUCUAUAGACAACCACAUUUGGCAUUCUCUGCCUGCUGACCACCCUAUCACGUGCUGUGACAAUAGGCCCUUCCGGCUGACCAUGAGUCUGCUUCCACCAGAGGCUGUCAGCGCCUACCCUGCCUCUGCCAGGGGGUCUAGGCUCCUCGCAUCAGACAAACAUGGUUCCCAUCCCAGCUCUGUAGUGGCUGGCAUUGGGCCUCUGGUCAUCUAUAAAAUGGAAAUAAGAAGGCCGAGUCCGUGACAUUGCUGGGACUAAAGGACAGCAUUGAUGCCAAGCCUGGCCCAUCCAUAGCCCCAGAGGCUUGUGGGAGGCCCCUCAUUGGUACUUGUUUCCUGUUUAUAUCCAUCCAUCCAUCCAUCCAUCCAUGGGACAGCUCCAUCCCUACCUAACCUGCAGGGGAACCUUCACAGCUCCUCUUUACCUAUAGACCAGGUAUUCAUUUUAGAGGAACUUUGCUGUGACUUGGUUUGUGGCUGGCUGGGAGAGCACGUGGGCAGGGAGGAGACCAUCUAGAGACACACAAACACAGAAUGCACGUGCACAGGGAGGAGGCCAUCUAGAGGCGUAUUAGGAAAGCCUGGGCUCCUGACCCUGUGUCCUUUCUGUUAGCACCGGCUAAAGGACCUCCUUAGGUUUUUCUGUUGAGGAAACGAUAGGCCAUGCAGGGCAGGGCCUGGUCCUUUUGGACAGGAAAGAAAACCCGCUGUCCAAACAGAAGCAUCCUGAGAAGUGGCUGCCUGUGGGACAUUUGUCAGCAGCCCUGCAAGAGGAGUAGCCCAUGCUAUCCUUGCUUACCCCCACCCCAGGACCCCCCUAGGGGCAGGUCUAUGUGUGUGGCUAGCCCUCUGUGUGCCCAUCCUCCCGCACAAGGUUGUCAUGCUCAGCUCCCAACAGGAAGCAGGCACGCAUUACUUACUCCCCUUGAACCGCGCGUGUGUGGCACAGCCGGUCAUAGCCCACCCGCAGAGUGCUGAAGGAGAUUUUUCUUAGAAGCCCGGUGUUUUAAUGGGACCUCCCACCUCUACAAAUACUUCUGUGCACCUCCCUUUGAACUCUUCCCCUGACAUGUGAGUGUCCACUCACAACUCGGUCAGCCUGCAGCUCCAGGUUUGGGGUCUGGACUCCAGCUCUAACAGUUGCUGCUCUCUGGGGGCCAGGAGGGAAAGGGACUGUGUACCUUUAAGGGGUUGGUCCGCGGGGAGCGCGAGGUUUGUUGGAAGCAGCUUCCUUUGGGGCCAUUUAAGAUCCCAGAUUUUUCUGCUACUUCAGACCUGGACAGCCCGUGGCCUCCGAGUGUCUCAGGGGCCCCAAGCGUUUGAGUCGUUGAAGAGCCUGCUGGGAACGUUGCCCUGGGAUCCAGCCUCGUCCAAGACACCUUGGCACUGCCACCAUCCUGGCCAGGAUGGGCCUGCUGUUCCUUGUCUUGCUGUUGCCACUUUCCUGCAUUUUGGGGCUGCCAUUCUACAACGGCUUCUACUAUUCCAGUGGCCGGCAUAGCAGGACCUUGGGCGAUGGCCAUGGGGAAGGCCCAUUCGCUGGAGUGAAGUUGAUGGUGGAGACGACUGAGGAGUCCCUGUUCAGUCACCUAGGAGCCAGUGUGACCCUGCCCUGCCACUACCGCUAUGAGCCAGCCCUGGCAUCCCCGAGACGCGUGCGUGUUAAGUGGUGGAAGCUACCAGAGGAUGGAUCCCCAGAGCAGGAUGUGCUCGUGGCCAUUGGGCAGAGGCACCGCUCCUUCGGGAACUACCAGGGGCGAGUACAGCUGCGGCAGGGCAAACAGCAAGAAGUCUCCCUGGAGCUUAGGGACCUGCGGCUGGAGGACUCUGGGCGCUACCGCUGUGAGGUCAUUGACGGGCUGGAGGAUGAGAGCGGCCUGGUAGAGCUGGAGCUUCGGGGUGUGGUUUUUCCCUACCAGCCCCGCGAAGGGCGCUACCAGCUCAACUUCCACGAGGCCCAAAAGGCCUGCCAGGAGCAGGGCGCUGUGAUGGCCUCCUUUGAGCAGCUCUUCCGUGCUUGGGAGGAGGGCCUGGACUGGUGCAACGCCGGCUGGCUGCAGGAUGCCUCCGUGCAGUACCCUAUUGCGCUGCCCCGGCAGCCCUGUGGAGGCCUCAGCCUGGCGCCUGGUGUUCGCAGUUAUGGCCAGCGCCACCACCGCCUGCACCGCUAUGAUGUGUUCUGCUUUGCGACUGUCUUCAAGGGGCGCGUGUACUACCUGGAGCACCCCGAGAAGCUGACGCUGCUGGAGGCCAGGGAGGCCUGCCAGGAGGACGGCGCACGGAUCUCCACCGUGGGCCAGCUCUUCGCUGCCUGGAAGUUCCGCGGCCUGGACCGCUGUGAUGCUGGCUGGCUGGCAGAUGGAAGUGCCCGCUACCCCAUAGUUCACCCCCGUCCAAACUGCGGGCCCCCAGAGCCUGGGGUACGGACGUUCGGUUUUCCAGACCCACACACCCGCUAUGGCGUCUACUGUUACCGCCAGCGCUAGCAGGAUGGCCGGCUGUGUAUCCAUCCUGUCCCCUGACUUCCUGGGCCGACUUCCUGACACGAGGGUCCGCCUUGUCUCUUGUGAGUUGGGCAUUGCUUGUUUUGUUUUGUUUUUUUCAAGACAGGAUUUCUCUGUGUAGCUUUGGAGCCUGUCCUUGUAGACCAGGCUGGCCUCGAACUCACUGAGAUCCUCCUGUCUCUGCCUCCCAAGUGCUGGGAUUAAAGGUGUGUGCCACCACUGCCUAACUGACGAUGUAAACAUUUUUAAAGAUAUUGUUUUUUUUUUUUACAGAUCAAACUCUCAAUUCUCUUGACACCCCUCCCUAGGGCAUUUGAGGUUCACUGGGUCUUGAAAGGCUCUGCCAUGUUCUGGUACGGCUGGCAUCCCUAACCUGGCGAAACUGGUGUCCAGCAUGAGCAGUGGCUGCAGCUAGCCCCUUUCCUCGGCUUCUAGGGGCAUAAGGCUGAGUGCUGACUCUUUUAAUUUCUGCACAGGGUCCUUAGGUUUGUGGGGAGGGUUAGGGAAGGGAGAGCGCUCCCUCUUCUCCUGGUUCUAGAGUUGGACUGUCCUUUCCAUGUCCCCGUUGGGAAUGACCCUCUGGGUGUGUGUACCUCUCUUUGGCCAAUAAACGGUGCUUUCAUUCCCA